AUGACUUCAACCGCUACAAAUGAGCCGAACAAAUUGCGUCGCCAGGACGUUUGGCGAUCAAAUAACACGUGUAUGAUAUGUCAAGAUCUGUGCAAAACGCGCAAGGACAAAGACAAACAUGAACAACAAGUGAAACACAAGAAGAAACUGCUUAUAUACGAUUUUUUCGCCAAAGAAGUGCCCUCAUUUCAACCGUUCAGUGGGUCGUCUGUACUUGUGAAGCGAUACACAGCUUGCGGAGAGCGAUACGUUGGCCUGGAAUGUUUACACGAGCUGCACUUCUCAUUUACUUCCGAGCCAUGGUGGGCGUGCUCGAUUUGUUACGAAUCUGGAGCUCUCAUGGAACAGGCAGACAUGCAUCUCGGCUCGAUGUCCCAUAUUACCACUUACUUGGAUGAAUUUCAUUCCAAUAAGAUGUUGCAUUUGAAAAUGGAUGGCGAUCCGCUCAAGGUCUAUGAAGAUGUAAAGCGCGUUUGCGACGAGGUUUUUGAAGAAGAAGGUGGGGAAUAUACGCCUCCAGAGUGUAUAGUGAUGGAUGCGAGUAUUACGAAAGUGGCUGCGAUGACAAAACUCGCUGUAGAUUCCAACCGUUGUAGACCGUCUUACAUACUGCAUACGGAUUGUACGUCGAGGUCGAAGGAACCACGCAAAAUCUUGCAGUGUUUGGUAUGUCGACAGCUUAUUGCUUGCAAUAAUGACCUUUUGAGCCGAAUUUGGGACGUGCAUGAGCUUUCACCGAGCCAUCGCCAAGCAGUGGCUGUUAAGAUGCUGCUAGAGCAGUUUGAAGUCACGUUUGAAUCUGGUUACGAUACGGUGACACCAACGCGACCAUUCAAAUGGAAGGUAGUUAAUGACAUACAUUAUGGACCAAUGUGCGGAAUUGAGUUCCUAAAAAGGGCAACUUUUGUGAACUUUGCGGGUGUGCCGUUCAAUCUGUGGAAGAACAUUUUUCCUGCGAAAGCCACAUCAUGCAGUUUUUGGUUUGUGAUCUUAUCGCCCUACUUUCAUGUAUCCACUAUUCUAUAA
This is a messenger RNA of Ostertagia ostertagi, 1026 nucleotides long. NCBI's taxonomy places the organism in Eukaryota, Metazoa, Nematoda, Chromadorea, Rhabditida, Trichostrongylidae. The record is from the annotation of a GenBank genome assembly.